AUGGAGGCCAGAGUCAAGGCCGAACUGGACAUGCAGUUCCUGGUCGCCCGUCUGUUUGAACGCCUACGAACCGAGGCCCCUGCCUAUGAUUGGGACGAGGCCAUCGCUCCUUACCACUCUGUAUGCCAUUGCACCGUGUCUGUUGAUGACAUAUCCAGCUUGCUGACGCCGGAGUCUAGNUCCUACGACAACUGGCACGUCCAUGGAUAUCGUCGUGCUUCACAACCCGUUGAUCACAAAUCGAGCAAACCUUCGAGUAGAACCGCCAGCAAGGACCGACGAAAGGAUCGCGAAUCAGAAAAGAAUAGAGACAAGGAGAGCGAACGAAGUGUUUCCGAUGCGCAACAGGGCUAUGAGGUCGUCGCUCGCAUCUCUCGCCACACAACUCGUCUCGAGCGCGAGUUUGCCCUCGCAAAGAAGAUCAAAGCAGAAGAGGAUCCGGACUGUCGCCAUUUCAUAGACCCUCUUGAGUUUCGCCGCCUGCCCGCACGCCAACCUGGAGAAGUCACUCUCGUUGCUUUCAUCGCCCGGGCCCCUGAUAGCGGCGGGGACUACAUGAAAGAGCUGGUCGAGUUUGGUCCAAGCGUACGUCGCGCGCAACUGCCUACCUCGCCUAUCAGCCCACAUGGAGACCCCGAAACCGACCACUCACCUAUGCCCGAACUUCUACCUAUUGGUCUCUUCCUCGAUUUCGCUAUUGGCGCAACUGAAUGUUGCGAGAUCCUUCACCAUAGCAGAGAGCUGGUCCACGGAGAACUUCGCGGUGAUGCCUUCCAUUUUAGCAAGGAGAACCGGACUGUACGCUUGAUCAAUUUUGGUUCUGGUGCUCGAUCGUUCGAGAACGGCCUUACGUCUGCUGGCUGGAGCUCACUAACCUCUGAGGCCGGCGUCGAAAAUCGUCUCCAGUUUAUUGCUCCGGAACAGACUGGUCGCAUGCCUGCCGAACCGGAUACUAGGACUGAUAUAUAUUCGCUUGGCAUCCUGUUCUGGACCAUGCUAACUGGAGUACCCGCCUAUCAUGGGAGCAACCCUCUCGAGAUUAUGCAGAGUCUACUAUCACGCCGCAUUCCUGCAGUUGAUAGCAUACGCACUGAUGUGCCUCAAAUCAUCUCGAAUGUCAUACAGAGGAUGACACAGAAGAAAAUGGGUGAUCGCUACCAAUCCUCAUCUGGUUUGAAGCAUGACCUGCUCGAGGUGAAGAGACUACUCUCUAAUGGUGAUGUUGACGCACUCCAAUCCUUCAAGCUUGGUUCCAAGGAUGUCUCUUGCUUCUUUAACUUGCCCAACUCGCAGAUCGGACGCGAGGAGCAACGGAAACUGAUCCUUGACGUUAUAGAGAAGUCUGCUUGGCGUGCUUCUCAGGCCAUCUCCACCUCCAAGAACAGCUUGCAUAGCUUGAGUUCGCACUCCUCGGCCUCGAUCUCAACGCCUACUCAAGCCGAUCGACACGAAAGCGGCCUCUUAGACGACAUAAUUUCUCAGAGUACUGGCUCUGGUGUUGAUCAGGAGCCUAAACUCGUCGUCUCAUCGGAUAGAACCGACCUCUCGAAGCUGCAGCAUGAACACAGCUCGCAAGAGAACAACUUGGCUUACAACGGUGCCGAGCUUGAGCCCAAGCCGUCACUAGAGAGCAGACCCUCUGUGUAUAACGUCGAGAGUAGUCAAAGAUCUACCGUAUCUAAUUCAUAUACGGGUCAAUCUGAAGGCUCUGCCCUUCGCGCCGCGCAACGCCUCAAGCAGAUUGGCCACACUGAAGUUUUGUGCCUCAGUGGUGCUGCAGGCCUUGGAAAGAGCUCUUUGUUGCACGACGUCCAGAACAUGUCGAGGAAAUACGGCUAUUACGCAUCGGCCAAGUUCGACCAAGUCAAACGAGCACCCUUCGAACCAGUUGUGCGUGUUGUGUCCUCUCUCUUCCGCCAAAUCUUCUCUGAAGGCGAUGUAUCAACACCAUUUCACGACAACAUUCGUACAUAUAUAAAGCCUUAUUGGGGCUUCCUCUCCGGCUUCCUCGAUCUUCCGCCUUGGCUACUGUCACAAUUUCCUACUCACCAAGCUUCUUUGAGCUCGGACGCAGCCUCUUUACGGUUGCCUCGUGAGAAGUGCGGCAGCAGCGGCGACACUGCAUCAGAUUGGCUACGUGCUGGAGGCAGUAACUCGAGCAAGUCAAACCGCUUUGUUCGCACUUUCCUUGACGUUCUGCGACUACUAGCGUUGCAGAAGUUUAUUUGCAUAACACUUGACGAUCUGCAAUUUGCAGAUGAAGAGAGUAUUGAACUCUUAACCAACAUUGUCCAAGUCAAGAUACCUCUGGUGCUUGUUCUUACUUACCGGGAUGAAGAAGCUCUUCCCAUCAAACUUCGACCACUGCUUGAGAAAGCCACGAAGAUUGAUCUCAAGCCUUUCAGUGAGGAAGAGACGGCAAAAUACGUGUCUAUAACCUUGCAUCGCUCUCCCGAGUACGUUCUACCUCUAGCUGCUGUCAUUCAGCAAGCGACUUUAGGCAAUCCAUUUUUCGUCCGAGAGAUGCUUGAUUCUUGCUAUCGAAAGCACUGCAUAUACUACUCAUGGCGUUCUUCACAGUGGGAGUUUGACCUUGACAAAACUUUUGACGAAUUUGCUUCGCCAGAGGCCAAUCAAUUCUCGACGAACAACUACCUUGUAAAACGACUGAAAGAUCUCUCGGACGACUGCAAGUCUGUGCUUUGCUGGGCUAGCUUCAUUGGUAACACCUUUUCUUUCACUCUCGUGAAGCGAGUCAUGAGUUGCGAUUGUUCUAAGCAGUCGAAGGACGAAUAUCUACCACAGAAGAAGGAUCCAGUGACCGGUUUGCAGGACGCUAUCAGUUCUUACAUCAUUGUUGCCACUGAGGAUGAGGACAAAUUCAGAUUCUCGCACGAUCGAUAUAUGCAGGCCGCAGAACUUCUUGCCAAUGACUGUCGCAAGGAAGAGAUGCACUACAUCAUCUCGGCAUCUUUGAUGUACCAUGACCCUUAUGACAGUGCUACCAAACCCACUCAACUUCUAUUCGACCAAGCCAGGCAUAUCUGCAACGCAGUAGAGGCCAUUCAAGCUCGGCCCAGCAUUGUUAAAGGCCCGUUUAGAGAUCUGCUUUACCAAGCAGCGGAGACUUCUCGAGAACAGGGAGCCAGAUCAAUAUCGCUCUACUUCUUCCAGCACUGUUUGAUGCUACUUCCCGAUGAUCCUUGGAAAGAAGAUUCUUCAGAAGGUUCUUACCAAGAGACGUUGACUCUCAUGACCAAGGCAGCGGCGUCUUACUGGUAUCUUGGAUUCUUUGAAGAGGCCGAGAUCAUACUCAAGGAGAUCAUGACUAAUGCCAAAGCUGCUGCUGACAAGACACCAGCAUUCAUAAUCCAGAGCCGAAUGCAUGCACAAAAAGGUGAUUCGCAUAUUGCCUUCCUCAACAUGAAGCGAGCACUGGCAGAUUUAGGUAUUGAAAUCCUCGACACGACAUACGAAGAAUGUGAUAAGGAGUUCUACGAAAUUGUGAACCUCAUUAACGUCUCUGACCGACAACUUUUUGAAGGGAGGAAUGCGCCGAUCGACCGAGAUCUCUUCACAACCGCAGCUGUCAUGAUUGAGCUUCUCAGCGCUGGAUUCUGGACUGACUCGUUAUUGUUCUACUAUCUGACUCUGAAGAUGAUGCGAUUGUUCCUUGAGAGGGGACUCUUCCCACAGAUCGCCGUGGGCUUUGUCCAUCUAGCAUCCAUUGCUAUUGGUCGGUUUGAGAUGAUAGAGAAGGGCGUCGAGCUUGGAAACACAGCUUUGAAGCUCUUCGACCUCUUCGACACAGAUUCCUACACGAUCGGCCGUGGUGUCACACUACACAGUCUCUUCCUUGGACACUUCGUUUCAGACAUCUCAGAUCAGAUACCUGUUUUGGAACGUGGUAUGGAGGCGACUGUUCUUGCUGGCGAUAAGUUGGUCCAUCUCCUGAAUGUUGGCGUCAUGUGUGCAUACAAGCUGUGGACCUCUCAUAACUUUGAAGAGGUCAGUGCUUACAUCCAGUACCAAUACGACAACUUCCCGGAUUGGCCUACGGAUCUGCGUGGGGGCGUGUUCCUUGUCUCGGUACGCCAGUUCAUCCAAGCGCUACAGGGCAGGACCAACUGGCGUCAAGCCGCGCAUAUCUUCGACGACGAUUUCCAUCAAACGCAACAAUAUGUGGAUUACAUCAAAUCUCAUUCCACUUCUGCCGUUCGACCGCUCUUUUUCUACAACAGCUACAGGGUCGCAAUCCUGUAUAGAUUUGGAUACUGGCGAGAGGCUGUAGAACUCGGCAACUCGGUGCUGGAAUCUAUCGCGGAUGUCUGGUGCAUACGACACGCCUACUAUUGCUACUUCUACGUCUCAAUGGCGUUGGUUGCAAAGCUGCGUGAAGAGCCAAAGUGUGCGGAUCGCGAAAGCGUCCUCAAAACUAUCUACAAGUUCAAGACCAAGAUUGAGACAGCGAGUCGUGUCAACGAGGCAAACUUUUCUGUCUGGUUGCACCUUCUUCGCGCAGAGAUUGCUGACAUUGAGGUACGAUCGGACGUAGCUACCCUGUCGUAUGAGGCCGCGAUCGACCACACAGUAGUCCAUGGUCUUCUUUCUGACGAGGCUUUAUGUUACGAGCUUUAUGGCGAUUUUCUGGUCCGAAAAGGAGCCACUCGUCCUGCACGUGCGAUGGUUCGAGAUGCUAUCGCUGCAUACCGUCGUAUCGACGCCACAGCAAAGGCGGAUCAUGUAGGCGAGAGACACGAAUUCUUGCUAAUUGGCUCGAGAACGUUUGGAAAUGCAGAUGCAACAACACAGACUGUCGAAAACGACAACAUAUCGUUCUCGAUGGUACAGAACGAAGCCCCUCAAGCUUCUGGCGACAGGACAAAUGAGUGGUUGACCCCAAGCGCAAGAACAAUCCCUCAUCAGCACGAAACACAGCACGACUUGCAAGGUGGGUUCUCUGCUGUCGGUCUUGAUAUGAUUGACCUCGCCAGUAUUCUGGAAUCAUCACAGUUACUAUCCUCGGAGCUCAGGGUCGACAAAUUGCUUGCAAAGUUGACCAACAUCAUCGUUGACAGUACUGGAGCCGCUCUGUGCGGUCUUGUUGUCAAUGAUGACGAGGUCGGCUGGAAUGUCGCUGCUGUGGGAGGACCGGACAUCUCUUACCAGGGUAAUGUCGGCCAGCCAAUCAGCGACAUCGAUGACCCACUGUCAAAGCAAAUCACGUUCUACGUUCUGCGAUUCAAGGAGGAGCUUUUCCUACGCAACGUACUCGACGACGAGCGAUUUGCAAACAUGCCCGCAUCUUGGAGACAAAAGCAUCCUGAAGGCAAGGCCGUGAUUGCCUUGCCUAUAUUGCAUGGGGACGACACUUUACUCGGUUCAAUAUACAUUGAGGGACCUCCAAACUCGCUAUCUCAGCGAAACAUCACUGUUCUCCGCCUGCUUGUCAACCAGAUCUCCAUCUCGAUCGCCAAUGCACUACUUUUCAAGAAGGUUCAGAAGGUCUCGGCGAGCAACUCUUCCAUGCUUGAAGUCCAGAAGCAGGCUCUUGAGCAGGCACGCGAAGCUGAGCGCAAGGCCAAGGUUGCGGAAGCUAAAGCUAUGGAGAUGGUCAAGCUCAAGGAGGAGGCCGCCAAAGCAAAGAGUAUGUUCUUGGCUAAUGUCUCCCACGAGCUGCGCACUCCUCUAAACGGAGUCAUUGGCAUGUCCGAGUUGCUCAAGGGAAGCAAUCUCAACACCGAGCAAGAGGGCUAUGCCGAUAGCAUUCGUGUUUGUGCGGAUACCUUGCUUUCAGUCAUCAACGACAUUCUGGACUUCAGCAAACUGGAAGCUGAUAAGAUGGCUGUUUAUUCUGUGCAGCUGUCCCUCACCCAGACCAUCUCUGAAGUCGUCAGAGCUCUUUCCUAUACCAAUCUUGAGAGAGGACUGCAGACUGUCGAGAAACUUGAGAUGCCCUCGAGUCUGCUUGUCAUGAGUGAUCCUGUCCGUUUGCAUCAGAUCUUGAUGAACUUACUCAGCAACGCGUACAAGUUCACGGCAAAGGGAACAGUCACUAUCAGGGCGUUCAUCGAGCACGAGACUGAGGAUGCCGUCCAGGUGACAUGCAGUGUGACAGAUACCGGUAUCGGCAUCACAGAAGAACAAAGGAAGAAGCUCUUCCAGCCAUUCAGUCAAGCAGACAGCAGCACAGCACGUAGCUAUGGCGGUACUGGACUUGGUCUCUCCAUCUGCAAGGCCAUUAUCGAAAAGGUCUUGCACGGAAGAAUCUGGCUCGAGAGUGAGAUUGGCGUCGGAACAACGGUUUCCUUCUCCCUCCCUUUCCAGAAAAUCAGACCUGGUGCCGAAAAUGGAGUCGCUGGACCACUAGCCGAUCCAAUGGCAGCCAUGUACAAGCCCAGUGAAGACGAGAUGAAGAAAUCGUCAUACAUCAGUCUCGCCCACAUUCCUCGCGACAAGCUCAGAAUCUGCAUCGCCGAGGACAACCCCAUCAACCAGAAAAUCGCCAUCAACUUUGUCAAGAAGCUCGGGUUCAAGUGCGAGGCAUACGGCGAUGGCCAACAAGCAGUCGAUGCUCUUGCCGCAGCAAGCAAAGCAGGCACGCCAUUCCACCUCGUCCUCAUGGAUGUGCAGAUGCCUGUGCUCGAUGGCUACAAUGCCACACGAGCAAUCAGAGCACACCCCGACCCCAUCGUGCGCGAAGUUCUGGUCAUCGCCAUGACGGCAUCGGCCAUCCGCGGCGACAAGGAAAAAUGUCUCGAAGCUGGCAUGAACAACUAUCUCGCCAAGCCCGUCAGAGCACAUGUCCUCAAGCAAAUGCUGGAGGGUUAUCUCAAUCAAGUACCCAAGACGAUGACCAAUCUGCAGCAGCAGGCCAAUCAACUGAGUCAAGAUGUGCUCAGCGAGGCAUCAACGUAUACGCCUGCUCCUGUGGAUGGUCAGGUUGCUCGGAAACAGCAGGUUGAUGGAGGACAAAAUGAUGGGCUGCAGGUUGACGAUCAACAGACUGAUGGUCAAGUGACGCCAACUCCUGCCACUGUCAAUGCCGCGGCUGCUUCUUUGCCGACGAGGGAGAAGUGA
Molecule: messenger RNA, 7080 nt
Organism: Aureobasidium uvarum
Lineage: Eukaryota; Fungi; Ascomycota; Dothideomycetes; Dothideales; Saccotheciaceae
Source: the annotation of a GenBank genome assembly